UUGGUUCACAAGCAUACGGGUCUCCAAUCCGUAUACAGUGCAGCCACGUAAGUAAGAUAACGCCGAGGUUAAGACUUUCUCUCUGCUGUCAUCUUCACUGUCAACCGAACGUCUCUCCACGGCCGUCCCUGCUGAGGGUUUAGGCGCUGAUGGCCCUGGACUCUAUCAAACCCUUGCUUUUGGAUUAAGCCAUGGGGCAUAUUAUGCUACGCGAUUUAAGUGGGGACGGAGGGCCGCCCAGUCUUAAAGAGAUGUCGAACGAAGCAGGCAGAACAGAGCCACCGGCGCAUGCCGAAGGAACGGUGCAACAGGUGCCUGCUGCCUUUGACCCACUGGCAGGAACAUGGACAAUCGCCUUGGGCAUCGGUGCUGGAGCCCUGGUAAUUCUGUUCAUCAUCUUGUUGAUAUGUCUGUACCGCUCCAAGUGCGGCAACAAAGCCAGCAAAAUGCGUGGAGACCUGACACUUGAUGACAUCAGCGGAUACACCUGCAUCGGAGACUAUAAACGAAGGGCGUCUGUUGCUGAAGUUUCGGGCGGGCCCCCGACUCGCAAGAGCUCCGUCCCAGUGAACAAUCAACUGGUUCGGUCGGUGACAGUUGGCAGUAUUCCAGAUUUCUGUCUUCCUCCGGAAAAGGUGCAACCCCCCUCCUCUGGUACCCAGCGGAAAAGCACCACAGCCCUGCAGUUUCAGCAGGGAUUAUUAUCUGGCCUUCAACUUGAACUAUACAGGUGUUCCGAUGAAGAUGACGAUUACGAUGCCCCACCCAGCCCCGCCGGCAGGAUUUGGUUUGCGUUGGUCUAUGACGCCGCCGUGGAGCAGUUGACAGUUACGUUAAACAAGGCAAAAUACUUACCAGGCCGUGCCAAGAACGCACCAAGGGAUCCGUUCGUGAAGCUGUACCUUCUCCCGGACGAACGUACCUGCCAGCAAUCCAAAGUUCGCAGAAAAACGUUGAGCCCAAAGUUUAACGAGUCGUUUGUGUUCCAGGUCCCCGCAGACAAUAUUCUAGAACGCAUUCUCCGCCUCUCAGUGUACGAUGUUGACAAGCGUCGCGUCCGCCACUCGCUAGGUCACGUUCUUCUGCCAUUAGCGGGAAUGGACUUAACCAAGAACGGAGAAAUGAUUUGGCGAGACCUGGAACCGGUCUCUCAGGCCUCGGCGUCUCUUGGUGAUUUGAACGUGUCCCUGACAUACGUCCCCAAUUUGGAGAGGAUUAAAAUCGUGGUACUGAGAGCCAGAAAUCUUUGUAAGCUGGACCUUGACCCAGAAACUGGAGUGUACGUAAAAGUCCAGCAUAUGGUGGGUCGUAAACUUAUCAAAUCCAAGAAGACGGUUGCCCAGAGAGGUACCUGUGAUCCCGUAUACAACGAGAGCUAUUCGUUCGCCGUCCCUGGGAGAGCUCUGGACAGCUCCAACUUCCAGUUUACCGUGAUGUGCACGGCACCAAGCCGGUUCAGCCAGGACAUCGAGUACGGGCGAGUAGUGGUGGGCUCUUUUAUGUUUGCCCAUGGGGAAGACCUCCUUCACUGGCAGGAGAUGAUCGCGCAGCCGCGGUCUGCUGUGGCCAAAUGGCAUGCUUUGGCGCCGCCGUAAUGGACCGGGCAAUAUGAGGCAGUCAACAGUUCUUUAUUGUUGGCCAAUAUGGGCCACCGUAAUGAAGUAGAGUUUAUUUGAUUUUAUUAGCUGUAUUUCAGAGUAGUUUCUUCGUUUCCUGUGGGUUUCAGAUUACGUUGGAAAUUACAAAAACAAACGAUUAAGCUUCUCUGAAGUUACUGAUCAUAGAGUGCCAAUUGCAAAAAUACCAAUAUCUUGAGACGGCGUUAGGCAGCACUUUAGUGCUAAUAUGUUAUCCUUGUUUUAUGGUUGUAAAUCUUUUGACCACAGCACAAUGACUAGUUUGCAAGACAAACACUGAAUAUGGGCAGAGGAAACUUUCCACCCUAAAACUGAAAUAAAAGGCCAUCACAACGAACUUUUGGGUAAAUAUCAUGUGCCUAUCCAUAGAAAUUAGAAGGCAUAACUUUGGCUAUUUUUGCAAAAAACCUCCACCUGUACGUUGUACCCCAUAUCCAGUGUCUACACGAAGGUUGUCUUGCUAAACUAAUAAUAUAUAAAAGAUUUAGAUGCAGUUACCCCUAAAACAUCAUCUUGACAGCUGGAAGAAUUUAAUUGAUCUCAUAUGUACAGAAACAAGAGGAGAGAUUUAGUGGUUGGUGGCAGCGGUAGCCUACUUUAGAAGCGUCACAAACGUUCGGUUGUGUCAAUGAAAUCAAUCUCAUAUAUAAUCGAUGAAGGUGCACUUAACCACAUUACAACAAAAAAGUUUAGACCUGUAUAUUCUAGUGGGGAAUGGGAGUGUGGCGAAAUAUAAACUGUUAUCGGUUUAAAUAGGUGAGGCAUAUAGACCAUAUACAUGUAGUGAAUCAGGGCAAGGCCUUACGCAUAUUUUAACAAACAUUUUUAGAGCCUCGUUUUAUGCCAAGCAAACGACGUCCAUCUGAAAUGCAAACGAGACCUUUCGUUAUUCAGAAUGUAUUAUUAAAUGCGUAUAAGUUUUAAACAUGCCAGGACAGAAAGCAAUAAAUAUUUUUCCGUAGACUAUAUAUCAAGAUAUAAACAAUAAAUCCGUCCACCUGAGAGUAGCAAUGCUGCAAAUAAUGCAGUAAAUGUAAUGGAGGAAUUGAGUUUAGCAGGAAGAACUAAACAAAGGUAUUCCCCGUGUUUGCAGGGCGCACAAGGGGAUAUGACGCGCUCAAAACUUGAGGACACCGAGAGGACGGGACGGGCGCUUGCUGAUACCAAAGUAGAUAAAACUGUCUUUGGGUCAACUGGAGAAAGACAUAAACCAUCUUCAAAUUAUUUGUCAGUUUAGGUAAUAUUUUUGUUGUCAUCACUUUUAUAUUCCUCAAAUGGUACUCGAGGUCUUUCUCUCUAGCUUCUUCACCUACAUACUUGUGUCAAUACUUAAGCUCAAGCGGAGUUGGAUUGAAAUAUUCGGUUCUUUUAGUAGUUCCUUUUCACUUUGUACCUGGUUAAGUUUGUAAUUCAAUUUCUGCGAAUUAUUUUGCAGUAUUAAGUUUGAACAUUUUGUCCUUUUCACCCCAUUUAUUUAUACUGAAAGUGGACAGCUCUUCGAAUGCGCAGACGAAAAGUUGACAUAUACGAAUAGGUAAAGUUGCGAACAUCACGACACCAAACUAGAGAAUCAAAAUAAGUUCCUGUUAUGCCAUUGCAACGUUUGUUAGUACUCAUUUAGCAUCAGUUAUAGAAAUAAACGGUUGUUUUCAUUAUG
Molecule: messenger RNA, 3294 nt
Organism: Lingula anatina
Lineage: Eukaryota; Metazoa; Brachiopoda; Lingulata; Lingulida; Lingulidae
Product: synaptotagmin-15
Biological process (GO): calcium-ion regulated exocytosis
Cellular component (GO): plasma membrane; exocytic vesicle
Molecular function (GO): clathrin binding; phosphatidylserine binding; SNARE binding
Source: RefSeq, a predicted model, not a curated record